UGUCAAUUUCCCUCGCGAGAACGCCCCACCGAGGGGGGGCCGAGGUCCUCGCCCACCUGGACGGCCUAAUCAUGCGCAGGGCAGACUCUUGAACCAAACCCUAGCCGGCCGGACCACCGACCACGAAGCAAAGCUGCGCCUGAGGCCCGGGUUCUGCGGUAUCACAGUUACAGUAUGGGACCAGGGAGAUAUACUACAUGUGGUCAUGAUGGCGACGCGGGAAGCCUCAGGACACGGACUCGACAACAGACACCAUGCCGCCGCCGCCGUUGGUACCGUAUGGAUGGCCCCUGACACGGGGGUCGGCAGCAUGCAGGUGGGCGCCCCCGUGCCCGUGGUAGCAGUGGCAUUGCCGCACCACCCCGGGCCUGCUCCAGCUGCUCCGGCCCAGCGGCGAGGGAGGUCCGAUGCCACGUGGGAGGCUCACAGGCCCGUCAUCAAGGCCCUCUACCUGGACCAGGGCCGCAGCUUGAAGGAGGUCAUGGAGAUCAUGAGGUCCAGCUACGGCCUCGAAGCAUCGCCAAAACUCUUCAAGGCCCGCAUCAAGCGGUGGGGCUUCUCGAAAUACAUCACCAACAAGCUCGAGAGGGAGGCCCUGCAGCACGUCGUCUCGAGGAGCGGCAGCCUCCAGCGCGAGGGGGCGCCCGCCCACGAGAUGGUCCGGCUGAGCAACGGCGCCAUGAUCAGCCUCAGCAGCCUCAUCAACCACCUGGACAGGAAGAGGUCCGCGGCAUCAUCAUCAUCGUCGUCGUCGUCGUCGUCAUCCCCAACGUCAAUAUGCCGGCCCCUGCGCCCGCCCGACGGCCUCUGGAUAUCCGAGGAGAUGCUCGUCAACGCCCGCGAGUACACCCUCAGGGAGUACACGGCGCGGUGCUCGGGCGACGAGGACGUGCGCGCCAUCCUGCCGCUGCACUUUGGCGACCUGUGCCGGGGCUUCGUGGCCACGCGGCGCCUCCUGCAGGAGGCGCGCAUCGAGGACGCCCUGCUGGUGCUGCGGCGGGCGCCCGACCAGAUCCGCAGCUCGCUGUUCGGCCCGGCCUCGAGCAACGCCUUCGGCUGCGUGUGCAUGACGGUCCUGUGCGUCCGGUGGGAGGACGACUCGGGCUCGGGCGGGGGCUCGCCGGGCGGCGGGGCCAUGAACGCCACCCUGCGCGCCCUGCUCAAGUACGCCGCGUCGCUGCUGCACGAGGGCGCCGGGCCCGAGCCCCUGCGGCGCGUCUUGCUUCGCCUCGCAGAGGUCGACGACGCUGUCUUCCGCGCCGCCAUGGUGCAGGCCUGGCGGUGCGAGCUCGACACGUGGACGGCCAUGAUGGAGCCCGGCUGCUGGAACAUCCCCCUGCUCGGCGAGUGGCUGGCCUUCGCCGACGCGGCCGGGAGCUUCGACCAGCUGCCGCCGGGCCUCGGGCAGGGGCUCGAGGACACGAUCCGCUCGCACGAGGCGCAGUACGGCCGGGGCAGCCUGCCCGUCGUCACGCUGCUGUGGUUCCAGGCCGAGUACGAGCGCCUGCUCGCCGAGAACCGCGGCACCUCCACCGAGCGGCCGCAGCGCAUGUUCCGCGAGCUGCUCGGCCGCGGCCCGGAGCUCGACCUGCUCAUCCGGUACGCCGCGCAGUACUUCCUCGCCAAGGAGUACCGCGUGGCCGGCGACCGCCACAACGCCGAGCGCUUCCUGCGCGAGGCCAUCGACAGCCUGUGCGCGCUCGAGGACCGGCCCGGCCACGGCAUGUCGGCCGUGCUGGAGAUGAUGUUCGACCUCGAGUGCUGGUUUACCGAGUGGGGGGAGCACGACAAGGCGAGAGAUACCCGCCAAUGGCGCCUGGACAUGUGUCUCGCGCAGAAGAGACGGUCCCCGUGAGCAAGGCGCUCGGGGACGGACCACGAAAGCAAUGAUGAUUGAUAUAUACAACCAGAAGAUAAUUAUAGACCUAAUGCUUCAACGCAUAUUAAUCAG
Messenger RNA from Diaporthe batatas, 1951 nucleotides. RefSeq lists its product as uncharacterized. Bases 206 to 1855 code for a protein of 549 amino acids. The transcript is spliced from 2 exons. The record is from RefSeq and is a predicted model, not a curated record. Lineage: Eukaryota; Fungi; Ascomycota; Sordariomycetes; Diaporthales; Diaporthaceae.